AUGUCGACAUCGAAUGAUUCCGCGAUGGAGUCGAGCGUCUUGGGAUGGCCACUUUCGUGGAGAAUCUGGAUUCUCCUGAACGUUAGCUUCUACAACCUUUUGGGAAAUGCCUUUGCUGCAGGCGCUCCUCCGCUGUUUUCGCGCAUUAUUGCAGAGCUUCAUUGCACUUCGGAAGAGGCCUCCCAGCUCUCUACCUAUGUGCUUUUGACUCUUGGCCUCUCGAACAUCUUCGCCCUCCCUGCCGCAUCUCUCAUCGGUAAACGAUACACGAUUCUGAUAUCGCUUGUCAUGUUCUUUGUCUUCUGCCUUUGGUCAGGGGAAGCAACAACAUUCAAUAACCUGCGAACUUCAAGGAUUCUCGGCGGGCUCGCUGGCGGGCUUGUUGAGGCAUUGGGGCCUAGCUUCGUUGAAGAGGCAUUCCCAAACAAGCAAUUAGCAAGCGCAAUGGUUGUCUACGUUGGACUCCUUGCUGCGGGCUCAUCUGUCGGACCGAUCAUUUCCGGUCUUGUCGCGGAUGGUACUGGAGAUUGGAGAUGGUACUUCCGUAUCCUCUCGGUUCUGAUCUUCAUCACAUUUGUCGGAUCACUGAUCAUGCUCCCGGAAACACGCGCGGACUCGCCAAAGACGGCUGAAGUUGAGCUCAACCCCGUUAUUACUGAAGAUAACCCCAAAGGUCUGCCCUUGAGCCCUACCUACGCCGAAGUUGAAAACGCCAACCAGCAAGGCUUUCCAGGGCCCAGGAAACUCGGAAAACAAUGGAGACUGCGCUCUUUCUCAACAGCAUGUGUCGACAUGGACUGGAAGCUCGCCGCCUCAAGCCUCUUCCAGCCUCUUCAACUUCUAGGCGCGCCCCAGGUUAUUGUCACAACUUUGGUCUUUGGUCUCACCAUUGGCUGGACCGUUCUGGUAUCUAUCUUGCUCUCGGUGGUAUACAGUCCCCCGCCUCUACUCUGGGGCGCCCGAGACGUCGGUCUGCUUAGUGUUGGCCCAUUAGUCGGUCUUCUGAUUGGUCUUCCGAUCGGAGGCGCAUUGGCUGAUUACCUAUUCAACCGAGAUACACGUCGCAAUGGUGGAAAACAAGAUCCAGCUUCGAGAUUGCCUGCUGUGAUUAUCGGAGGUCUAAUCAGCCCAGCUGGAUGUCUGGUCAUUGGGUACGGCCUUGCAUCACCGGAGAAGUGGGCGCAAGUCAGCGUUGGCUAUGGCAUGCUUGCCACAGGUCUGACUUGCUCGGCGAAUGUGUUACUGACGUACGCUGUUGACACCAUGCCACCUAGAGCAAGCCACAUCGGAGUGCUGGUGAAUUUGAUCAAGAACUCUGUCGGCUUCGGAGUUUCUUACGCGGCCACAAGCUGGAUGGCACAGGCGGGACCCGUCGCUCAGUUUGGUACGAUGGCGGGGAUUCUCUGGGCGGUGUACUUAUUGGUGAUCCCCCUCUACUUCUUUAGUGAAACAGUCAUUCGCAAGACUGCAUUUCUCGCUUAG
Molecule: messenger RNA, 1482 nt
Organism: Colletotrichum paranaense
Lineage: Eukaryota; Fungi; Ascomycota; Sordariomycetes; Glomerellales; Glomerellaceae
Exons: 3
Coding region: 1-1482 (493 amino acids)
Biological process (GO): transmembrane transport
Cellular component (GO): plasma membrane
Molecular function (GO): transmembrane transporter activity
Source: RefSeq, a predicted model, not a curated record